Molecule: messenger RNA, 2161 nt
Organism: Pararge aegeria (speckled wood butterfly)
Lineage: Eukaryota; Metazoa; Arthropoda; Insecta; Lepidoptera; Nymphalidae
Exons: 1
Coding region: 241-1398 (385 amino acids)
Source: RefSeq, a predicted model, not a curated record
UCCAGAGCAGCUCCCGAGUUUUGUGACUUAGGUGUUAGUUGUCGAUGCAAACCUAAAUGGCCUGUCCCGGCCCAAUACACUUUCCUGUAGUGUAUAAGGGUUUUAUGUAGUGAUUCGAACAUUCUACAGUCUUUCCACGCUUGAUUUGAGCCAUGGUCAUCGGAUUAAAAAGUGUUUUGUUGAUUAUUUGUGUCUUAUAUAAUUAAUUAAGCAUCAUAUUUCUCUUGUCCACAGUUCAACAUGAAAGGCCUUCAAGAUCUGAUGAGAAAUAUUGAUAUAAAACCUUUUCAUGUAAACACUGAGCAUUUAGUGAAUAUAACCCACAUCAACAAUCCUCAUGACUUUUAUGUGCGCAAUGUUAAAUACAUGCACGUUGUUCUGAAAAUUGAAAACCUGAAGAGACUACCACCAGCUUGCAGUGUGAAAAUGGACGAAAUUGUACUAUUUGAUAUGGAUACAGAUUCUAGCACUACAAGAUAUGCUAGGGGUCAGGUGCGCAAUAUUGAAGAAAUUGUACAUUCAGUAAUUUGUACUCUUUCGGCUAUAGAUUAUGGUUUUUUUGUAAAAGUACCUCUAGAGUGCAUUUACAAGUGUGAUAAUUUAGUAUUGGUACUUCCCCCUUUGGCAUACAAAUGUCGGCUUGCUCACUGUGACAAGAAAGGAGAUUCAUGGGGAUUGGCCAUUGAUGCCUUCAAAAGUUAUGUCAGUACUAUUGAACAUACUAAAAUGCUUAUACAGGGUCAAAUUGCAGACAAGUUAAUUGUUAAAUUGGGCAAGACUGAAAAGGAAGAUUUAGCAACAAUUUUAUCUUACACAAGUUUUACCAGAUUGGCAGGUGUGCCAGAUAAGAUUAAUGGACUGCAGCCAACUGCUGCAGCGCUACCGAUAAAUUUAUCAGGCUAUACCUUGAAAGACCGAAAAACAAAUGUUAAACUUCAAGUAACAGUAUUAUCAGGCUCAUCACUGCAAGAUUUUUAUGUAGCGGAAAUAAAUGACUACAAGCAAUAUAUUGAAAGCCGCGAAAAGUUUGCAAAAUAUGCCAUACAGGAACCCAAAUGCGAAGAAGGCACUUUAAAGAAAGGUGAUAAUAUCUGCAUUAAAGAUUUUCUAAACAUGUAUGAAAGAGCUAUUAUCAAGGAAGUAUUGGAUCCUACUAAGGCUCUGGUCUUUAUGGUUGAUAAAGGACAAGAAGUACCGGUGCAUUAUAAGAAUAUGAGGAAGAUGCCUCGACAAUUUAUGGAUAUCCCAGUUGUUGCUAUUUGGUGUUCAAUCCCUGAGAAUUUGGCAAAUAAAAUCAGCGGCAUGAUGGUUUACCCUGGAAGGAAGUUUUAUAUAACAAUCAAGGAGCUAGGACAUGGAUUUAACACUCCAAAUGUAGUCGACAUAUCUACUUUUUAAGAUGACACUUUAAGAAGUCAAAAUCAGAAGAAAAGAAGAGAAGAAGUGAGAUUACUUUUAAAUUAUUCUUCAAUUUACACCUUCUAUGUAUUUGAUGGAUAUUGUGGGUGUUAAGAUAACAUUUAAAAUUUAAACAGAUUUUUGAAACAAUGUAUUUUCUAAUCUUUACUUAAUAUGUGAAUUCAAAAUUUGCAUGUUUAAUAAGUUGUAGUUCAGUAUGAUAUUUAUUAUAGAAGUAAGAAACCAUGCAACAAAGAACAAUGGGAAUAAUGUAAGCCAGUCAGUUAUGUCUAUUUGGAAUUUAAGCACAAUUUUCACUGUAUCAAUUUAAACUAAGUCAGGUUUUAGUAACUUUAAAACCAUAUUAUCUGAACUUCACUUUUUAUGUAGAUUUAAAAUUUUUCUGUUUUGCAAUGAGUGUUUCAGUAUGUAGUAGGAUGUGUAGUAGGACCUCUACAUUUAAGGAGUAGUAUGGUGUGCUAAGUACCAAAUAAUAUUUAAAUUUCUAUAUAACAUGAUAAUCAGUAUUGUAGGCAAAGGUCUCCUCUUACAUCCAUAUUAAUAAAGUGAAUGUUUGUCUUGUUUUUUUACCAAUCUUCAAUGACUUGAAGGUGCUGCAUUUGCGUUGAUGGCUUACAUCCUUGUCAACGGUAAUUGAUACUUUCUAGGCCGGUUAGUAGCAAUAGUAAGGGAAGGCCUAUGACCAGUGGUGGCCAAUCAAUAAUUAACAAUAUCAGCUUAAUAAAUGAAGCUGAUAAUGUUA